AUGAACGUUGAGCCGUCUACCAGCUCACCUUUAAGCACUCCCAUCAACACUAAGCUUAUGACUAUGUCUCAGCCCGACACACCGUUUGCCAGCACCAAGGACCAACUGCGUGGGAAAGCUGGCCCCAUAUCACACUCACCAAUCCUGCGACAUCGUGCCCGAUCACUAUCAAGCGGCCUUCCCCCACGUGGUCUCGUCGCAUCGCGGGUCAAUACCAUCAACAUGGUUAGCCCACUGACUGAUGUAGACGUCUCCGCUCACAGUGACCGCGACACAUUCCCAUCUCAGGCAAAACCCUCUCCACCGACGUCAACGCCUCACUAUCGCCCCGGUGCACGCUCGGCUCAUAGUUCCCCGCUGAAGCGCAAAUGCAAGAUCGACGACUUCGCACUUCCGCCGCUCCCGCCGACCGUGUCCGCAAACGAAGUUGCUCAGGACGACAUUCUAGCUGCAUGGGACCUCGUCACAUCUAGUAACAAAGGCAUUGUCCAGAGCGAGGCCUCGAACAACGAGCCCUUCAAAUCCUUAGACGACUCAACAGCGGGUAGUACACCAUUUCACCGUGACCAUCGACGAAACAAAACAAGCUUAUCACAGGUGGUCCCGCGCAGUGACCCACUAAAGGGAACUGCAUACGGCACGGCAUCGUUUCGUGCAACAGCAGGACAGUAUAGCCAUUGGCCGACAGACUCACACCAUACUUCCUCUCCAGACGACUACUCAGGUGUGGAUGUGUUCAGCUGCGACACGUUUCCUGAGGUGCGUGCUACGAAACGAAAGUCGCUGCCAGGCUACAGCAGUACAACCUCCACCAUGGAGUCAGGCAGGUCGGAAGAAUUCCACGAUUACACCCUAUCACCAAGGAUGACAGCGGACGAAUCUUCUCCGGGAGCUGGAGCAAGAUCCUCAGCGGCUGAGCCAUAUUUGACGCUUCGUAGGGUCGAGAAGUUCAACGACACCGAGAGCUUCAACACCCACACAAGCCCCUUCUCACAAUAUGAAUAUGCGCUCUCGCUCUCAGACAUGGAUACCGACGAUGUUCGCGAAAUCUACCCAUUGGAAGCCUUUACCCAAGCAAGCGCUCAAGAUGGCUGCGCUAUCCAAGACUGGGCAUCCCAAUGGCCAUCGGAGCAGCCUGUGAAGAAACUCCUCCGCUUUGCUUCCCGACCAGACUUUGCACCCUCCAUGCACUAUGAGUCAGAGUCGGAUGACUAUCCUUCUCUGCAGAACCUCCUCGAUUUGGACGAGCAUGGUCCUGAGCCACGAAAGAGUCCGCUCAGUGCUGUGAAUGUCCCCGGUCAGGCACAGGAUGAUGGGCUUACGACCCUCGCACCAGUUUCCUAUUACCCGGGUGUUGGAUCAGAGAUGACUAUCCUUCUCCCGCGAACGUACAAUGCGACUUCCGACGACGAUGAAAUGACUCUUCCUUCACGCACAUACAAUGCGACUAGUAGCGAUGAAAUUAUGUGUCUCCUCCCGCUGACGUACGAUGCGAAUUCUGUGAGCGCACUGGAGAACGCGUCGACAAUCAAGCGGAAGCCGAUACUGCGAAAGGCCAAAGACGGGUCGCUUCGAUCUUCUGCACCGUCCCCCAGCUCUUCAAACUGGGUGGUGCAUGACGGAUACGAUAGCGAGGAGGAUCUCUGGACGAAACCCUGCAGCGGCGUUCCGAUGAAUACGGAAGCCUCGGACCUUCACCGCAGUAAUAGCUUCGAUGACCGCGACCCCGACGUGGAGUCAAUUCAUAUUGAGAAGAGACACAAACGCAAUGGCUUGAAGACCACACAUGAGCAAACCGCGAACUCUGCCGGCAACUUCAUUGGGCCGUGCUCAACUGCAGAUGUUAUCAAAGAACCCGCACCUUUUGGCUCGAUCACCCGUCGUCCACUCCCGACCAUCAGUCAUGUUCUCAAUCCUCCACUCCCAACUAACACCGGUGUUUUGAACCUCGACUUCCAGUUCCUGACUCGAAUUCCGUGGCAGCAGCAGCAGCGCGGUGUCAGCAUGCCCGUAUUUCCUGCACCUUCUGCUGCGCGUGCUCAGGGAACGAAACAUACGCGACGUAAAUCCUUUGGGAAGUUGCUUGGUGCUUUCGGCAAGAAGGGCCCGGAGCCUGCAGCGGUAGAGGCGAAAGAGAAGCCAAAGAAGUCGCUCAGUCGGCGCAUUAGUAGGAGAUUCUCGUCGAUGUGGGCGAAGUAA
Alternaria ethzedia is the source of this 2199-nucleotide messenger RNA. RefSeq lists its product as uncharacterized. Lineage: Eukaryota; Fungi; Ascomycota; Dothideomycetes; Pleosporales; Pleosporaceae. The coding region runs from base 1 to 2199 and encodes 732 amino acids. The transcript has a single exon. The record is from RefSeq and is a predicted model, not a curated record.